This is a messenger RNA of Ostrea edulis (European flat oyster), 5217 nucleotides long. Its product is annotated as fasciclin-2-like. The coding region runs from base 105 to 2441 and encodes 778 amino acids. Lineage: Eukaryota; Metazoa; Mollusca; Bivalvia; Ostreida; Ostreidae. Gene Ontology annotation, molecular function: protein binding. The record is from RefSeq and is a predicted model, not a curated record. The transcript is spliced from 17 exons.
UGGCGCGCACUACUAUCGGCAUGGUCAUAAUCUUGUGAGCGCUUGACUAGCAGAAGUGCGAUCUCGGCUAGAUUGUGUAUUUUGUAAAUAUCCUUUAUCGUGGUAUGAUUAUUCGAAGUGCUGUAAUGAAUUACGGGGGAUUAUGGUUGGUACUGGGAUUAGUGCUUAUUGGCGAAAUAGUGGGCCAAGAUAGUAGUUUGGUUAUAAAGUCGGACAACCCACAUGUGGUAGAAGGACGGCAAGCUACCAGGAUUCAAUGUGCUGUGACCGAGGGAGCAGGGGAUGGAGUGAAUCUAAAGUGGUAUGGCCCCAGUGGAAAUCUCAUCAGUACCAGUUUUGCGAGGGUAUACACAACAAGUUAUGAAGCAAACUCUCUGUCGAUUAUCAUCCAAAAUGUCUUGGAGCAGGAUGCUGGAGAAUACACUUGUAAUGGAACAAUUAAUGGAACACCUAAAACUGCCAAAAUAAUGGUAUCCGUUGAUAUGCCACUUGAAAUUACCGAAGAAAUGGCACCACGUCAGCAGACAGUGGAAGAGGGCACUGUAGGUUUGGUCAAGUGCGUUGCUCCUCGAGGGUUUACGGUAGCUUGGAUCAAGAACGGUUCAACUGUAACUCAAGAGUCAAAUGGAACUGAUGAUGACCACCAAAGAUAUUCUCAGGUACAAGAUGGACUUGAAAUCGCCCGUGUCAAUAGCAGUUUGGACGAGGGACCAUUUGUCUGCAAUGUAUUUGGAACUGGAUCUUCCUCCAGCAAAGUGAAAUUUAUCAUUAUACAAGUUACUGUCAUAGUGCGUCCGAAAAUUACAACCCCUCCAAGUGCUGGACAGGCUGUGGAAGGACAGGAAUUCAGAUUUCAAUGCAUAGGUACAGGAAAGCCAUCUCCAGAAUACCGCUGGUUUAAGGGUGAGAGUAGUAAUGAGCUAGCUGGGGAUAGGUAUGACAUUAACAAACAGACAGGGAUAUUGAUCAUUAAACAAGUGAAGAAGGAUGAUGAGGGACUGUACAAAUGUGAGGCUAGGAAUGAAGCUGGAUUGGAUAUGAAAACAGCACAACUUGCUGUAAUUAUACCACCCAGAAUCCUUGAAUUCAAUAAUGGCACAGGUGAAGAAGGGAAAGAUGGUGUUUUAAACUGCAAGGCCUAUGGAGAUCCAAUUCCAACCAUCAGAUGGUUUAAAGGCAAUGAGCCAAAGUCUGAUGUAGCACCGGUUCAAGAUGUAAAUGCAAAGACAAUAGUUUCUAAGCUGACGGUAUCCUCCCUAUCAAAGGAAGACAGCGGGGAAUACACCUGUGAGGCAGUAACUCAAAAUGCACCAAGUGACAAAAAGAAUGCCUAUCUCAUCGUAAAAUACAAACCUGCCUUUAGUCCAGAAAUGCCAACUACAGCCUGGACAUGGAAGAAUGCUCCUGGGAACCUCACUUGUGAAGUGGAAGGAGACCCAAGACCGACGGUUAAAUGGUUUACUAUUCCUAAUGAAAGUGGAGAAAGAACACAAAUUUCUGAAGGAGGAUUUUACUCAUUCAGCACCAAGUAUAAGGGAUUAAAUACUGUUAUUAGUACUUUAAGAGUUGUCUAUGAUUUCAGCACACCACUAGGAGAAUAUCUUUGUAAAGCCACAAAUGAUUUAGGGAGCACUAACAGAACAAUUAGACUGAGGAAAGCAGAUCCCCCAGCUUCUCCUUCUGUGGAUGAUAUUCUUAUAACACCAAACACAGCUGAUUUCUCAGUAAGGUUCAGUUCUGUGUCCAAUGCACCACCACCAAAGCGGUUGAAGGUGACAAUUACUCCAAAUCAAAACGAGGAUCCCAAAUAUUUUGAUGUUGGAGUGGUAGAUGGUAAUCCAAAACCAGUUAUGGUGAGCCUGACAGGGUUAAUACCCAGCACUACCUAUGUGUUUGAAUUUGCGGGAGAGAGUGAUGCUGGACCUGGAGUAGCAAAUUCAAUGACAAGGAAUACUCCUGCUUCUAGACAACCCUAUCCUGUUGUGAUAAAGAAUUCCCUUCAAGAUGGUCAAUAUCCAAAUAGUUAUAACUUGGAAUGGGAAACACCCAAGGAUGGAGGGUCCCCAAUCAAAUAUAUAAGAAUUUGCUCCAGGAGGGUGAAAGUCAGACCAGACCUCUCACCUGAAAAUGAAUAUCAGUUUGUGGAACAGAUUACAGGAUUUGUUUGCAUAGAGGCACAACCACAACAGACAGCCUAUAAUCUUCAAAAUUUGGAACCAGCAACAUAUUAUCAAAUUAAUAUCCAGGCAAAUAAUAACAAGGGAGAUUCAGAUAACAGCUUUUUCAUCUUUAAAACCAAAGAUGCAACAGUGAUGCCCCAAACACAGAGUGCUCCUUCAUCUGGCUAUGUUGGAGGGAGAAAUUCUGCUUCCCUAUGCCAAAAUAACCAGCCUGGUGUAUUCUUUGGGCUGCUAACUGUAUGCAUGCUGGCAUUUUUCUAAGGCACAAUGCAGCAUACAAGUGCAGUGAAAAAAAGAUAUAACUAGGAACCUAGUGAUUAAGAAAACCAAUGUACUGAAAUUUCAUAAAUUACACCAGAGAGAAAUUUACCGGUGAACUGUGAAAAAAUUUAGAAGUGUAUAUCCAAUAUGUUGCAUAACUAAUUCAGAAAUAAUAUGCAAUUUGACACCAGGAUGCAUGGUUUGCCAUCAAAGUAAAAGAGGGUCUAGUCUGCAUGAAAUGUGUAUCGGAGACUAGAGCUUGACUGCAAUCUUAGCACAAUAUGGAAUACUCACAUUUUAUGUACAAUGGCAUCAAGUGCAAGUUGAUCAAAAUGUCACGAGUAUAUUUGAGAUAAAACUCGAAAGUCAAGAAAUCCAUUUAGGAUCUUUGUUAUAGGAUCUAACAACAUGCUCUAAUGCCAAUUUAUAUAAUUAUUUUUUUUCUUGUACACAUGUAUAGUUGUAAUGUUUUCUUAUUGUUUGUAGAAGUAGAAUGUUGACCACAAAGCACAUUAUCAUGUUUAUAAGUAAUAAUAGUGUUCAACUUAGCAAUCUUUAUAGAUUUAUUACAUUUGUAUAAUAUAGAGUAUUUUUACGGGUUUGGUAAUGAUCUGUGUAAAUAGAGAUGGAUCGAUAUUUGACUUUCUUAGUAGGCUUAAACAGGUGUUGCAUGAAUGGAGUUUUAUGAAAUAAGCAUAAAGUCAACAGAAACUCAUGUAAGAUCUUUCUAAAUUUGUAAGCUAGUUAUUGUGCUUAGCAUGUUAUACAAAACAAUUAUUAAUUAAACUUUUGAAUUAAGGAUACGAUCAUCUGUGCUGGUUUAAUAUCCAGUAUUUGAUUUCUUUGAUAUGCUAUGGAAUGAAAGACUUUUGGUGUAUUUUGCAUGGUAUAUUCAUGUGAAUGCGUGUUUUUGAAUAACUGCAGACUAUGUACAUUGCAAAUGCAUAAUUAUGUUAUAUAUUGUUUCUAUGUGCAUGUGUGUCGUACUGUGUAUGUGUCAUUAAACUUUCUUUUCAUUCAUCAUUUAAAGUAUCAUAAAAAGUCAUUAGUACAUUUGAAAGUAAUGUGCAAUAUACAUGAAUGAUAUUUCCCCAAAUAAUACAUACAGGCCAUAACAAGCUAACAAGAUAUAAAGAAGCUGACAACAUGAACAUGUAGUAGUUAGUACACAUAGAUAGGAGGUAUAGGUAUGCUGUUGUCUAUACUUGGAUACAGUUGGUGCCAAUGAAUUGACAGGCACAGACAGAGGCUAGGCUGAUGGCAGAAUAUACUUGUUGAUGUUACAAAAUUUUGGAUUGCAUUAGUUUAGAUUAAUAGACAAGUUGCACUGUGAUUUAUUACAGUAUACAUGCAUUGCGUAAUAAGAGUUGAAUGAUGAAAAUAUUAGGUGUCAUCAGCUGCCAUCAUUCAAAAUAGGGAGCAAGAAGGUGAAAAUAACAAGGGAGUUGAGAAAGCUAGAGUGAUCAUUUGUAUUUUUGGAGCAUAAAGCAUGUGUUCUACUAAAAAGUUUUAAACAGUGAUUGAUGCGUGUACAUAUAGUGUAUUUGUGUAAACAGCUUUGUAUGUUUGUUUGCAGGUGUAUGAAAACAAAAGUAGGAAAUGUGUGAUAUUAAGAAAAUUAAAAAAAGUGAUUUAGUAAAUAGCUCUAGAAAAAUGUACAAGCUUUUCAGUGAGUUACAUAUCAAAGUUUGUAGCUAAAAUUUACAUUGAUCAAUGGAUGGGGAUUGGCAGUUGCUAAUCACAAGUAUAAUGAGGAUAGUCAAAAUGUUUAGACUGAAUGAGGUGUAUAUAGUGAUGUCAGCCAUUUGAACAGGCUGAUAAGACAUUCCAAAUUAAGAUGUAGUGAUUGUAUUUGAUACAAGAAAGGAAACCAGAUAUGUGGUCAAGUGCUACAGCUAGGAAUAGAAAUCGGGCAAGAUUAUUCCAAAGGUGUUUGAUUUAGUCAUAGCCGGAGAGGGCUUUUUUCAUACUUAAGUAGUUUUGUAUCUUAUUUUUCUGAAUGUUUUUUUUUAUCCACUGUGUGAGAUAGUUAUUUUGCUUUUGUUGUGAAAUAGCUACAAUGAUAUUGGUGCUUAUGAUGUUUGGAUUUUUUUUUAAGAAUUCAAAUCUUUUUCUGAGAGCUUCUCUUGGUUUUCUAUGUUGCAGUUGCUAUUACAUUUUCUCUUUUAUAUAAGCAAAGUAUUUUUAAUUGUUUUCUAUGUGUAUAUUUUCACUAUAAGGGUAGUGUUUCAGCUUUCUUUUUUCUCGGAGUCGAGAGUGAAAUCAACGUGUGUAGAUAGAGUUUGUUGUAAUCAUUACAUGGAUGAAUAGCAGUGUUGUGAAUUGUAGGUACAUGUAUGCAUUGUAGCAAAACAUAUUCUAGUUUGUGUAGCCACUAUAUAUAAUGUAUGAUAAUGAAAGUUUUUCCAAAGAUUGAUUUUUGAUCUUGCAUUACUUGUGAUUAUCUGAAGGUGGGCAGAGAUUGGUAAAUUUUAUACUCAUACUGUAUUCCACAUUACCGGAGAGGCUAAAUUGAUAGCAUGAUUUUGAAAAAAAUAAAUAUUAACUAUCAGUUCAAAUUUAUAGUUAAAAUUUAAAUAAGGACAAGAAGUGGAGAUUUUUCAAAAAUCAGUAAUUGUUUGGUAGAUGAUUAUGCUCAGUAAGAAUGUUGUGAAGUGUAUUACAAUAGAAAUAUUUGGAUAUACUGUGUAAAUGUGCUACAUGAUUAUACAUUUGUUACCAUUACUGAUUUUUUGCAUUCAUGUUUUAAUAAAACAAUGAUGAUUUAGAAAAUCAU